UACCACUGAGGAAGCUGCAGUGGGCCUGCCCCCUUUAGCAAUCGGAUGUUUACUUGCUUUGUCAGCUGUGUCCUCGCAGCCUAGCCUACUAUAGUCUACCUCCGAAUUGAUCAGAACCUCGGACUUGAACCCCAGAACAGCAAUACAUCAGACCGCCAAGGUUCCUUGUCACUCAUUUCCCCUUCUCUGCUACUAUAGGACCUUGAACAAGGGCGCAUUACGUUCACUUUUGUUUUUUUGCUAACCAGUAAAGAUGACAUUAAAAUCGAAUAAAAACGAACCCGCUGUCAUACUUGAGCGGGUGAACAGUGCUCGAACAGCCCUCUCCGACCUGUACCUGGAGCAGCUGCUUCAAAACAAACCAAAGCCAGAAAAGGGGGUUAUGCCAGCCUAUGAGACAAAAGGAGCAGAAGUAUACACCAAUGGCAGUGCUGGUCACAUGAACGGAACUGAGCCAACCAGGAUGCGUGAGGUGGCGUUUGAAAAAAAUCCCUCAGAGCCCAUGGGGGUGACUCUGAAAUUUAAUGGAAAACAGAAGUGCACUGUGGCCAGAAUAUUACAUGGGGGAAUGAUACAUAGACAAGGUUCCCUACAUGAAGGGGAUGAAAUAGCAGAGAUCAAUGGAACGAGUGUGGCCAACCAAUCUGUCGACCAGCUACAAAAGAUCUUGAAAGAUACCAACGGAGUAGUCACAAUGAAAAUCAUCCCCAACCAGCCAAGGUGCUCUCUUGUGUGUGAGCUGUUCUGUGUUACUCAACAGACGUACAUGAGGGCUCAGUUUGACUACGACCCUGCCAAGGAUGACCUCAUCCCAUGCAAAGAAGCAGGGCUGAAGUUCAAAACGGGCAACAUCAUUCAGAUCAUCAACAAGCAUGAUCCAAACUGGUGGCAAGGCAAGGUGGACAUCUCUACUGUCGACUUUGCUGGAAUCCUCCCCUCCCCAGAACUUCAAGAAUGGCGGGUGGCAAGUAAAAGCAAGGCCACAGAGGGCACCCAAUCCUGCAGCCCCUUUGGAAAGAAGAAGAAGUGCAAAGACAAGUAUCUGGCCAAGCACAGCUCUAGUAACACUUGUUAUUUGUUUAUACCCAAUACAGUCUUGAGAACUACCUAUACUAUCUACAUGUAUAAUGUAUUCUACAUGGCAUGGGAUUGGUUUAGAUCCCUAAACCACCCAUGUAUUAUUUUCUCCCUUUUGUUAGUCUUUGACCAGUUGGACGUGAUUUCUUAUGAAGAGGUUGUCCGGCUCCCUGCCUUCAGCAGAAAAACCUUGGUGCUUAUUGGUGCACCAGGUGUAGGAAGGAGCCACAUCAAAAGCUCGUUGCUGACCAAAUACCCAGAGAAGUUUGCCUACCCUGCACCACACACCACCAGACCCCCACGUAAGGACGAGGAGAACGGGCAGGAGUACUACUUCAUCUCCAAUGACGCCAUGACCAAGUGCAUCACUGGGAAUGAGCUGCUGGAGUAUGGCAGCUUCCAGGGGUUCAUGUUUGGAACCAAAAUGGAGACUAUCCAGAAGAUCCAUGAGCAAGGAAAAAUUGCCCUGCUCGAUGUGGAGCCACAGACAUUGAAACUUUUGCGGACGGCAGACUUUGCGCCUCUAGUGGUGUUCAUUGCACCUACCAACUCAGCUACCCAGUCGGAAGCUGUGCAGUCGAUCCAGAAGGAGUCGGAUGCCAUCCACUCCACCUACAGACACUUCUUUGAUGUGCUGCUGGUUAACAACGAUGUUGAUGAGAGUGUGAAAGGAGUGGAGGCGGCCAUAGAGCAAGCCACUUCCACCCCACAAUGGGUGCCAGUUUCCUGGGUCUACUGACCCGUGUACCCCCGAAGAACAGUCUAACAAAACUGUUUUAAUAUCACAAGACCUGGCCACGCAUUACUGAUACACCACCAGGUUUGGGUAGCAGCUAAUCGCUAUGGUUACUGUCAAUAAGUUUUGCACAAGUGCAUAAAAAAAAAGCAAUACAGAAGAUACCAUUUUAUUUCAGAAAGUAGAAUGAAACUCGCCACAAAGGGAUAUUUUACAUCUUUGUAAGAGCUUAGUGCUUCUGGCUUUUCAGGUGCUGAAUGAUGGGUGCCAUAUGACUGCAGCUGAUUAUUAGCAUGUGAAUGCAUAGAGGACCACUACUGUGAACGUUAACACUUUCCCUGACAGGGUUUCAUCAUCAGUAUCCUUAUCUCGGGUUGAAUUGUAAACAGGGUGUCAUGAAAUGUUACAUAACUAUAUUGUCCAUAUGGUCAUGUAUUAAAUUACAGGGAAAACGUGUGUUCUACAUUAAAUUGUCAAGGUUC
This is a messenger RNA of Oncorhynchus kisutch (coho salmon), 2295 nucleotides long. RefSeq names its product 55 kDa erythrocyte membrane protein-like. Gene Ontology annotation, molecular function: protein binding. NCBI's taxonomy places the organism in Eukaryota, Metazoa, Chordata, Actinopteri, Salmoniformes, Salmonidae. The record is from RefSeq and is a predicted model, not a curated record. Bases 254 to 1816 code for a protein of 520 amino acids. The transcript is spliced from 11 exons.